Messenger RNA from Radiomyces spectabilis, 1377 nucleotides. RefSeq lists its product as uncharacterized. Gene Ontology annotation, biological process: lysosome localization; positive regulation of anterograde synaptic vesicle transport; organelle transport along microtubule. The record is from RefSeq and is a predicted model, not a curated record. The transcript is spliced from 7 exons. Lineage: Eukaryota; Fungi; Mucoromycota; Mucoromycetes; Mucorales; Radiomycetaceae. The coding region runs from base 225 to 1226 and encodes 333 amino acids. Gene Ontology annotation, cellular component: synaptic vesicle membrane; cytoplasmic side of lysosomal membrane; BORC complex.
CACCGUCCUCAUGGUCAGUCUCAGCACCAUAGGUGUUACCAUUAUAUAGUUGAAGUUACAGGAACAAUGGUGUAAUCAAUAUUCUUUUUUGCCGGCCAUAGGGUCAAGAACAGUCUUCACAAACAGCAAAAGGCAAGGCACGUCGAUCGAGGUCACAACGUGCAUCCAAAGACCAGCCACAUGCAUCGUCUCAAAGGCCAAUCAUCCCCAUAAGGGAUUCUGAUAUGUCUAUGCCUCGAGCAAUAACACACAAUGCUGACGAUAUCACGAUUGCAAGUGAUGAUGACAGUGAUAGCAACUCACAUGGGAUAUACAAUAAUUCAGUGCAGUCGCAGGAUGGUGAUGAGGGUAUUAUACGAGUGGUCAGUGAUGAUGACAGCCAAGAAACACGAACAGAACAUCCAAUACUUCAGUCACUGCAUCGUAUUCCGCAGUACUCGCCUCUGAUAGCCAACGAAAACCGAUCAUCGUCCUUUGCUUUGGAACAGCUUUUAGGCAUUACAGGAGGAUCCAAAAAGUCAACGCGACAAGACGAAGUCGACCUGGAGUUUCAUGACACCUUGAAUCCCGAACCGCUCAUAGAAAUUAUGACGGAGUUACAAAGUCACUUUAAAGCGUGGAUGGGAAAAAUUAGUCAGGAUCAGACUCUGCUGUUACAACGUAUCAAGUAUGUAGAUGAACUCAGCUUGAAGGUGGCACAAGCGAUGGUCACUGCUGUGAAUCAAGCGAAAUUAGCGUCAGAGCGAUUAAAUGAAGUGAAUCAUAUAAAGAAGCAAGCAGAAAGGGUGCGGAAGAGGACUAUUCAUAUUUUCGAGAUAUUGAGUCAGAUUGAUCAUCAUUUGGAUCCCGAAGAUCGCGUAGGACAUCCGGCCUUUGCUGCACGGUGGCCCGACCUCGAUACGUUGUACCAACGAUCAUUACGAACGAGACCGCCACUACAAAUUAUGGGAAAACGAGAAGUUUCAGCCGUCGGUAUGCCAACCGUUACCGUGUCGAGCGAUUCCGUUGCGGUGUGGGGCGCUUCGGAAGAAGCUAAAUUGAACGAAGAGCAACCGACCUCAUCAGCUACGGCGACCGGUGUUGCAGCUUCUUCCGGUAGUGAAACCGUUUCAGCUACACCGGCGUUGGAGCGGCUACGCGACCUUUCAAGAUCAAUCAGUAUCACGGCUCAAGACCAUCGUACUUCGCUCGACAGAAACUCCACUACAUCUGCUUCAGCAGAAUGAAACACCAACUAAUUUUAUAAAGCAUUGUUUACGUCGUUCCCACACCUACAUUGGCUCGUGCAGUCUGUCGUGGUCUGGAAAACUACUCAUAUUUACGGAAAUAAAAGCCAUUGUUGGCAUACAGCAGAUUUGAAGUAAAAAUAUUUAAACU